AUGAAGCUUGCUGCCCUCUACCUCGCCGUCAUCACCGUUGUGGCCGCGGCUCCGACGUCCCUGCAGCACCCAAUCCUCCGCGCUCCUGAAGGAUGCUCUGCGCACUGCACCAUCCCGGAUGCCAAGGAGACGCAACAGCUCCGCAGUGUCCUGUGUUCGCGUGAAGGACAGCGGCGGUUGCUCGCGUGCGCCACGUGCAUUGACUCCUCCCCUGAAGAGCGCGCCCAACCGGCGAUGGACGAGUAUCGGCGCGUAGUGGAGGCUUGCGAUGCUGAGCUAUUCAACGAGUAG
Molecule: messenger RNA, 291 nt
Organism: Cutaneotrichosporon oleaginosum
Lineage: Eukaryota; Fungi; Basidiomycota; Tremellomycetes; Trichosporonales; Trichosporonaceae
Source: RefSeq, a predicted model, not a curated record